Molecule: messenger RNA, 603 nt
Organism: Pochonia chlamydosporia 170
Lineage: Eukaryota; Fungi; Ascomycota; Sordariomycetes; Hypocreales; Clavicipitaceae
Product: splicing factor u2af large subunit
Exons: 1
Coding region: 1-603 (200 amino acids)
Biological process (GO): protein phosphorylation
Molecular function (GO): ATP binding; protein serine/threonine kinase activity
Source: RefSeq, a predicted model, not a curated record
AUGAAAGAUCGUUGCCAGAUUGACAACAGGCGAUACAAGGACGUCUUCGGCCGACACGUCUUUCCAGACGAUGCGGAGGAUAUCAAGUCUCACCGUUGGUUCAAGAAUUUUCCAUGGGAUCGCGUGCAGUCCAUCACGCCACCAUUUGUACCACGCAUAACCAGCCUUGAUGACACUCACUAUUUUGAUGAGUCUGAUCCUUUUACUGAACCUAUGGUUUCCUUGGAUGAUGACCCAUUUGACCCAACACCAGACCAUACUCGAUGGCUGCUUCGAGAUAGCCGGCAGUUGAUUCAGAAUUUGGCAAUCGACCUGAUUGCGACGCCGUACGAUUCGGCACGAUUGCGGAGUGCCGAUCGGAGAAUUGACAAGAUAUUUGGGAUAACGUUUGAAGAGCGAAAGACUCUGAAAACAUUUAUUCGCAUGUAUGGCAGAAAGGAACGAAAGCGACCUCGAGACAUACUGUUGCGAGACCAAGACACCAAAGCGCCAGCCUUGGAGGUCAGGAAAAAGACAGCCUUCAUGGGGUAUAGUUGGCGUCGGAUGCGUCAUGGAGGAUACAUGACGCCAAAUCUAGGAGAAGAUGAGAUGGCCGAGCUUUAG